GGCGGUUGCGGAAACAAGAGCCAGGAUCUAUCGCUGCCUCCCCUCAUCUACCUCACUAGCCAUUGCUGCCGUCCGCCCCCUCCUGUCUCUGGAAGGUUUUGUAUAAACUGUUUACAAACCAUGACUCUCCAUGUUCCAUACGUAAGCUGAUAAAGCAUCUAUGCACUUUAUUCUCAUACCUCUGCCAGUUUGCUAGUAUAAGUGUGAGCCCGUGUCUUGAAUUUUUGGAUACAAAGACUUACUAGCCACAGUCUCAUUCUUGCCUUAGUAAUGUUCCAGAGGCUGAAUAAUAUGUUUGUGGGAGAGAUCAAUAACUUGUCCAGCCAAGAGCCAGAGUUCAGUGAAAAAGAAGAUGAUGAAUGGAUUCUGGUUGACUUUAUAGACACUUGCACUAACUUUUCAACAGAAGAAGCAGACAUCAGUGAAACAUCAGCUGUUGACCACUCCCCAGUCUUUUCUUGUUUACCGACUUCCUUAGAGUGUUUGGCUGAUGCCAGCGAGUCUUGCUUCAUCCAGUUUGACUCAUGUCCCAUGGAGGAGAGCUGGUUUAUUACCCCUCCCCCAUGUUUUACUGCAGGUGGAUUAACCACUAUCAAGGUGGAAACCAGUCCUAUGGAGAACCUUCUAAUUGAACAUCCCAGCAUGUCUGUAUAUGCUGUCCAUAAUACCUGUCACAGUCUAAAUGAGACUAGCUGUGGAGAUGAGGAGUUUCAUAAUCCAAGUAGUCCAAGAAUGGAAGCACGAAAUGAAAUGGGGCAGCAUAUUCAUUGCUAUGUUGCCACCCUCGCUGCUCACUCAAGUUUUCUGGAACAAACCAAGAGUUUUCGUCCGACCCAGUUGGUAAAAGAACAUAAUGAAAGACACCAUCUCAACAGAAACAGUCUCCGUCGCCAAAAUCUUACCAGGGAUUGUCACUCUCGGCAAAUCAAGCACAAUGGAUUGUUUGUUCACCAGCCUUGCCAGCGUCAGUAUAAUUACUGAAGGCUUUUGAGGUUUUAAUCCUAUCGGUUAAUUGUUCUUAGCGUGCUUUUGUUUUAAUGUAUAGAUAAUGAAGGUGUGAUCAAUCUGAA
Gopherus flavomarginatus (Mexican gopher tortoise) is the source of this 1070-nucleotide messenger RNA. It is a transcript of the gene TP53INP1, whose product is annotated as tumor protein p53 inducible nuclear protein 1. The record is from RefSeq and is a predicted model, not a curated record. Gene Ontology annotation, biological process: autophagosome assembly; positive regulation of DNA-templated transcription. The transcript has 4 exons. NCBI's taxonomy places the organism in Eukaryota, Metazoa, Chordata, Testudines, Testudinidae. Gene Ontology annotation, cellular component: autophagosome; nucleus. Bases 271 to 981 code for a protein of 236 amino acids.